AUGCAAGCCAGUGUCGACAGAGUCUUGUCUUUACAUGUUUCUCCUGCAGAUGCUCCAGAUACUCCUGUGAUCUCCAUCAACAGAUCUGCUGUAAUAAAGGAGGGAGAUUCAGUUACUCUGAACUGCAGCAGCAACGCAAACCCUCCUGCUCUGAACUUCAGCUGGUUUAAAGGAGAAACAUUUGUAGGAUCUUCAAGAAUCUUCAACAUCUCCAAGAUCAGCUCUGAUGACAAUAAAAAAUACAAGUGUAAAGCUAAAAAUGACCUUGGAGAGAAAUACUCUGAUCCUGUGACUUUAGAUGUCCAGUACCCACCCAGGAACAUCUCAGUGUCUAUGAACAGAUCUGCUGUAAUAAUGUCUGGAGAUUCAGUGACUCUGAGCUGCAGCAGUGACUCAAACCCUCCUGCAGAAAUCAGCUGGUAUAAAGGAGAAACAUCUGUAGGAUCUGGAAGAAUCUUCAACAUCUCCAAGAUCAGCUCUGAUGACAGUGGAGAAUACAAGUGUAGAGCCAGAAAUGACCAUGGAGAGAAAUACUCUGAUCCUGUGACUUUAGAUGUUCAGUAUGCUCCAGAUACUCCUGUGAUCUCCAAUAGGUCUGCUGUUAUAAUGGAGGGAGAUUCAGUGACUCUGAACUGCAGCAGCAACUCAAACCCUCCUGCAAACUUCAGCUGGUUUAAAGGAAAUAAAUCUCUGAAUUCUGGAAGAAUCUUCAGCAUCUCCAAGAUCAGCUCUGAUGACAGUGGAGAAUACAAGUGUAGAGCCAGAAAUGUACAUGGAGAGAAAUACUCUGAUCCUGUGACUUUAGAUGUUCAGUACCCACCCAGGAACAUCUCAGUGUCUAUGAACAGAUCUGCUGUAAUAAUGUCUGGAGAUUCAGUGACUCUGAGCUGCAGCAGCGACUCAAACCCUCCUGCAGAAAUCAACUGGUUUAAAGGAGAAACAUCUGUAAGAUCUGGAAGAAUCUUCAACAUCUCCAAGAUCAGCUCUGAUGACAGUGGAGAAUACAAGUGCAGAUACAAGAAUAUACAUGGAGAGAAAUACUCUGAUCCUGUGACUUUAGAUGUUCAGUGUGAGUAAAUAAU
Molecule: messenger RNA, 1082 nt
Organism: Danio rerio (zebrafish)
Lineage: Eukaryota; Metazoa; Chordata; Actinopteri; Cypriniformes; Danionidae
Source: RefSeq, a predicted model, not a curated record